AUGUCGUCGUCCUUUGCCCCGCCUCCCGGGCCUCCCCCGCCUUCGGUGCCGGAUGGCUGGAAAGCGCAGUACGAUGAUCGAUAUCAGUCUUGGUUUUACGUGAACCUUGCCACCGGAAAGUCCCAGUGGGAAAGCCCAGAGGCAUCCAAUGCACCGCCUGCUGGCCCUCCUCCACUGGGGGAACUCCCGAGCUACGACCAUGUCUCCGGCGACCCAGCCGUCGUAGUUAGCUCAGGGGACAAGAAGAACAUGGCCUCCAAUAACCCAUACAAUCCAGCUAAUGCGUCCAAGGGUACGGCGAGUCCCAGCAUCGACGAAGACGCCCGCCUCGCAGCCAAACUACAAGCCGAAGAAGACGCACGCGCCGGCAACAACAGAGGCGCCGGGACGCCUGGUGCAGCAGCAGACUACUACAGCGACCCAUCGAGACCGCAAUCGUCCGUUCCUGUCUACGCGGCGAGUUCCUCCUCACAAUCUCCCAUGCCCGAGCAGAAGCGCAGCAAGGGUGGCUUCCUUUCCAAGUUGAUGGGCAAGAGCUCUGGGAGUAGCUCGCGGCCAUCGCAGCCCCAGUACGCAUCUUAUCCGCAGCAGCCGCCACCGCCGCCUCCACCAAGAGGAUAUUAUGGCCAGUAUCCGCCGCAUCCGGGUGGUCCUCAGUAUGGAUACGGAUACCCGCCAGGUGGAGGAUACGGAGGCUACCAGGGAUACCCACCGCAGGGCGGCUACUAUGGCCAACAACAACCGCCACGGAAGUCUGGCGGUGGUAUGGGUAUGGCUGGCGCAGCAGCUCUGGGUUUAGGUGGUGGUCUAGUCGGUGGAAUGUUGCUUGAAGAUGCCAUCGAGGACCAUCAUGACUAUGAUGACGGUGGCGGUGGGUUUGAUGAUGGAGGUGGUGACUUUGGUGGCGGCGAUUUUUAG
Messenger RNA from Penicillium argentinense, 918 nucleotides. Its product is annotated as WW domain-containing protein. Bases 1 to 918 code for a protein of 305 amino acids. Lineage: Eukaryota; Fungi; Ascomycota; Eurotiomycetes; Eurotiales; Aspergillaceae. The transcript has 2 exons. Gene Ontology annotation, molecular function: protein binding. The record is from RefSeq and is a predicted model, not a curated record.